AUGAAUUUAAGAAAAUUUUCUUAAUAAUCUUAUUUCAAGUAAAAGACAUUAAAUUUAGAUAAAAAUGAUAUUAUUAAAGAAGAAUAAGAAGAAACAAAAACAAGUUAAAGUAAAAAAAUUUUGUUAUGAAGAUUUAAAGCACAAAAAAUGUAUUACAUAGACAUCUGCUUCAUCUUAUAUUAAAAAUACUUCAUCAUAAUGUAAAAAAAAAAUAAUCUAUAGUAUUUUAGAAAUUCAAAGUUUUAUAUCUAGUACAUCUCCAUAAUAGAAAUAUAAAAUUAAAUAAACAAAUUAAAUUAGCACAGUGUCUUAGUUUACUAUUGAUAAUAAAUAAAUAUAGUCUUAAUCUGAAUAACAAGAAGCGAUUGGUAGAUUACUUAGAUGGGGGAAGAAAAAAGAAGAGAAAAUUAAAGAAAAAUAAGAAAAAUAUUAAAAUGAAGAAAAGAAUAAAAUUAGUGACAAACCAGAAUUAUCAAAAGAAACCAUUAAAAUAUAUGAAUCAGGAUUAAAACAUCAUUUCGAAUUGAAUAGUUUUAUCAAAUUUAAACAUUAAUUCACUUAAAUAUCGAAUGAUUAUUAACCUCUAGUAAAAUUUGAGAAGUUAAAAAAAGGAAAAAAAGUUAUAAUUGAAAAUGAAGAAGAAAUUGAAGAUAAGCCUUAAAAUUUUAAUGAUAAAACAACUUAAUAUAAAUUGAGUGAUUAAAUAUAGUUUGAAGCUUUAAUAUCAUCUGAUAGAAAAUCUCGUAAUAAAUCUGAUUAUACAUCUAUCCCAAUUCAUUUGAGAUAUGAAUAUGAAAUAAAACUAAAAAACGCCAAAUUAAAAUAAAUGAUUGAUAUCAAAGAAAAAGCUUUUUAACAAGAAUUAGCUAAAAGUAUUACUAAUUAAUAUUAAAGAACAUAAUAGUACUGCAGAAUAAUUUGAACAUUUCUUGAGUGAACAGGAAAAUUUCUUAAAAAAAAAAUAACAAUUUUAUGAUGCUAAUCUAAAAAAAGAAUUAGAAAAAAUAUAAGAAAUUGAUUCAUAAUUUUCUUAUAAACCAGAAAUUAAUUUUCCGCCUAUUUCAAUGAAAGCUCCUAUAAAUCAAAAUUCUGAUGAAAAAUUUAACGAAAAGCUUCAUUCACUUGGAGAAAGGCAAUAAAAAUAAAAACAGAUUUACUUUUUUAGAUCUACUUUACCUGAUUUAAAGAGAAAACCCAACCCCAUAAAAUAUAAUGAUGUAAAUAAUAAUAUUAUAAAGCAGAUUCUCCAUAAAAGGGACAAUUUAACAGUGUCUCAAAUUUAAUUUCAAACAGAAAGUUGA
This is a messenger RNA of Paramecium sonneborni, 1301 nucleotides long. NCBI's taxonomy places the organism in Eukaryota, Ciliophora, Oligohymenophorea, Peniculida, Parameciidae. The record is from the annotation of a GenBank genome assembly.